AUGACAACCGCAAACGGCGCAAAGCCGUCAGUGGCCGACAUGGCCAGCAUGUCUACUGAAGAAAGAAUGGCAGGCAUGGAGCACUCCGAAGUCCGCUAUUUCACCUCCUACGACCACCACGGAAUUCACGAGGAGAUGUUGAAGGACGAAGUCCGCACUCGAUCAUACCGAGAUGCCAUCUACCAGAACCAACACAUCUUCAAAGACAAGGUGGUCCUUGACGUGGGAUGCGGCACCGGGAUUCUCAGCAUGUUUGCAGCAAGAGCAGGCGCCAGACAUGUUAUCGGCGUGGACAUGUCCAGCAUCAUCAACAAAGCCAAACUGAUUGUGGAAGCCAAUGGCCUCACCAAAAAGAUCACAUUGCUACAAGGCAAAAUGGAAGAGGUUGAGUUACCAGCUCAACAUUUGAACAACGGGAAAGUCGACAUCAUUAUAUCCGAGUGGAUGGGGUAUUUCCUGCUGUACGAAAGCAUGCUUGACACAGUUCUCUAUGCACGGGACAAGUACCUCAGGCCGGCUGGAUUGAUCUUCCCCGAUAAAGCCACAAUAUACAUGGCGGGCAUCGAGGAUGGCGAGUACAAGGAGGACAAGAUUGGAUUCUGGGAUAACGUCUAUGGAUUCAACUACUCACCCAUGAAGGAAAGCGCAUUGAGUGAGCCUCUCGUCGACACGGUCGAACUCAAGGCACUGGUCACCGAUCCAUGCCCAGUCUUCACCAUUGAUCUCAACACAGUCACAACUAGCCAAUUAGCAUUUUCGGAGCCAUUCCAGCUCCGAGUCCAGCGCAACGACUUCAUCCAUGCGCUCAUCGCUUGGUUUGACAUUGACUUCACGGCAUGCCACAAGCCCAUCCGAUUCUCCACCGGUCCGCAUACCAAAUACACGCAUUGGAAACAGACGGUUUUCUACCUCCGGGAGGUUCUCACCGUAGAAGAAGGCGAGACUGUGCGAGGUUUCCUUUCAAACAAGCCAAACAGCAAGAACCGCAGGGAUCUUGACAUCAAAAUCGACUACGAGCUUGAAACGGACGAUCGCACGCGCUCUGCUCGGGGCACAUGCGAGUACCGAAUGUACGUCUUCAUCCCUCGACAUGAUAAAUCGUACUAA
Messenger RNA from Cladophialophora yegresii CBS 114405, 1107 nucleotides. Its product is annotated as protein arginine N-methyltransferase 1. Gene Ontology annotation, molecular function: protein-arginine N-methyltransferase activity. Lineage: Eukaryota; Fungi; Ascomycota; Eurotiomycetes; Chaetothyriales; Herpotrichiellaceae. Gene Ontology annotation, biological process: peptidyl-arginine methylation. Gene Ontology annotation, cellular component: nucleus. The record is from RefSeq and is a predicted model, not a curated record. The coding region runs from base 1 to 1107 and encodes 368 amino acids. The transcript is spliced from 4 exons.